Messenger RNA from Rhipicephalus microplus (southern cattle tick), 5128 nucleotides. RefSeq names its product vascular endothelial growth factor receptor 1. NCBI's taxonomy places the organism in Eukaryota, Metazoa, Arthropoda, Arachnida, Ixodida, Ixodidae. The record is from RefSeq and is a predicted model, not a curated record. Gene Ontology annotation, molecular function: protein tyrosine kinase activity; protein binding; ATP binding. Gene Ontology annotation, biological process: protein phosphorylation. Gene Ontology annotation, cellular component: nucleus.
AAUACUUGGCUAUAAGCCAGUUGUUUUCUCGCCGUCUUCCCUGUGGACGUCGAUCAUGGCCCAAAUGGAUGUGUGGUCUAAACGCCGCUUCUGGUGGGAAUGCGUCGUGGUCUACGGCUUGCUGCUCUGGUGGAUUUACAUCGGUGCGACGUCCGGAGUUUCUCAGUUUCUCCCUCCAAAGCUGGACAUCGACACUGCCUACAUCGACAUUCCGGCCAACAGCACUUUGCGGAUAACAUGCUACGGCAGGUACCCGCUGGCCUGGUCCCUCCCACCGGUUGGAGACAACGUGUCCCUCCGCUCAUCCAUCUAUUAUGAAGAGGUGGAUGGCAUUCGCCCCUUCAAGAGCGUCUUCGAGCUAAACAGCAGUGACGUCAUGGACCUGGGUCGCUACACCUGUUACUACAACGGGACCACAGAUCUCACCAACGCGGGAAACGCUACGUCAGUUUACGUAUUCGUGAAUGACGACUACUACCUGUUCCAGCCGGAUAAAGAUAUGGGCCAGCUUAAGUUUGUGACUGCGCGCCCCGGCGAGCAGACGGUCGUGCCGUGCCUGCCUACUCACUCGGGUGCUCGGGUCCAGCUGUGGAAAGACGGCGGACUGGGCGAGGACGAGACGGAGGAGGUGGCACUGGAGCGGCAGUACGUCGAGUUCGACCCGAUGCGGGGUUUCGUCAUCUACUACCCGCACAGCUACUUCUCUGGGCACUUCAUAUGCAACGGAACGGUGCCGGGACGCGUAUACAACGACUCGUCCAUGGCCGUAGAUUUCCACUACAGGCGACCCGUGCAAACAGCGCCCGACGUGACGAUCUCGAAGGAGAACAACUUCCAUCCAGUUCUGAACGACUCAUUCACCCUCAACUGCACCGUCACAUUUGAAGAGCGAGUCAUGUUAUUCAUGUCUUGGGACUACCCUAACAAGAACAGCUCCCGCAUCAAAGAGACCAAGCCCAUCCGCCACAACAAGACGUUUGGGCGAGACCACUUCAUGCUGUACAUUGUGACGUCACAGCUGACCGUUCGUGACGUGCAGAGAAGUGACGAAGGGCUCUACACGUGUUCCUGCACGUACGACGGCGGGAAGAAGCGCAACCAGUCAGUCUUUGUCUCCGUCUACGAGUCCGAACGGUUGGCGCACGUGAAGCUGGCCACUGACCUGGACACAUCGGAUUCCCUGGUGUUUCCCGAAGGGGGCAGCUUCAAGUUGGUGGUAACGGUGCAGGCGCAUCCGAGCUUCGCCGAGACGCUCUUCUGGUGGGACAAGGACGGCGCGCCGCUUGAAAAGGUCCCGGAGCUGCUCCUGUGGUACCGUGAACCACGAGUCGUGCUCGAGAAGUUCAACGCGCGCUUCGAUGACAGCGGCGAGUACGUGCUGUUCGCGCGCAUACGUAAUGCCACCUCCAAGAUCACAUUCAACGUCAGCAUCUUGUCCAAGCCUGUGGUCGCGGUGGUCAACAACACAGAGUUCUACGCCAACGGCUCCGACUACACCUUGGUCUGCAUGGUGAAAGGGAGCUCGCCGCUGAACGCUUCGUGGGAAUGGCACGAGUGCGUGGAACCGCGCGAUUGCGACGACCUGGGCAGUGUGUUCGACCACCUGGCCGCCAACAGCUCCCACAAGAACGCUGGCACCCCGCCGGGACCUUUGGUGAGCAGCACUGAGGGACAGCGACACCGCAACCUGACGCUUCGGCUUAGUGCCCAUCAGACUGGCCUGUACCGGUGCGUGGCCCAAAACUCGCAAGGCAGCGGAUUCAGCGUCACCAGGUUCUACGUCACUGACGCAAGGAACGGCUUCGAGGUCAUCGCCUCUGACGUCAUACCCGUCGACCAGGAUCGUGUGACGCUCAGCUGCCUGGCCAGCCAGUUCAAGUACGAGGGCCUCACAUGGAAGUGGAAACCGAAAGGCUCCUCACAACUUUUCAGCCUCAUCCCUAAUGGUGAUCUUGACGUCAAGAUGUUGUCUACAGCGUUCUCCAACAACCUGACGCUUCACUUCAACCAUAUCAGCAAGAACCAGUCCGGGGAGUACCAGUGCUUCGGUUCUGUUCGAGGCGGAGGAGCACGGAGGCAUAUUGAGUUCAUCAAAGUUGUCGUACGAGACAUGCGUCCACCAGAGUUUAGCAAGACCAACCUGCACAACGACGUUCUGUCGUACAUCGACCUGCAGUGCACAGCGACCGGCCUACCUGAGCCCAGCAUUUCGUGGCUGAAGAAUGGUAAGCCGCUUAACAUGAGUGGCAUGGACUGCCUUGAUGAAGGCCGCUGGAUUGUCAAGCGGAAGAUGACGCCUCAGGACAGCGGCUUCUACCAGUGUCGCGCCGAGAACAGGGCCGGAGUCAUCUACGCCAACACCACCAUCAAUGUCGCCAGUGGAAUACCAGCACCCAUCAUGAAUACCACGCACGUCGCCUUGCUAAGCGUCGUCUUCGUCAUCGCCAUCAUCUGCUUCUUGAUCGUGCUCGUUUGCUGCAAGAAAUAUCGUGCACAUUUGAAAGAGGAAAAAGAGAUGGAGCUGUUUGACAAGACAAUUUUCGACAAAGGCCAAGUGGACAUGUUCAACCCUGACCUCCCCCUGUGCGAGCAGGUAGAGCUGUUGCCCUACGACCAGCGUUGGGAGUUCCCAAAACAUCGUCUCAAGCUCGGAAGGACCUUGGGACAAGGUGCAUUUGGCCGGGUCGUCAAGGCUCAAGCCGUUGGUCUCGGCGAUGAAGGACAACCACUCACGGUUGCUGUGAAGAUGCUCAAAGAACGAUCCGAUAUGUCUCAACGCAAGGCAUUGAUGGCCGAACUCAAGAUACUGAUUCAUCUUGGUCGGCACCUGAACAUCGUGAAUAUUAUUGGAGCCGUGACGAAGAACGUAGCAAAAGGUGAAUUGAUGGUGAUCGUGGAGUACUGCAAGUUUGGCAACCUUAGGCAUUAUCUUCUUAGACACCGGGCGCGCUUCGUGAACCAGCUUAACCCGUCGACGGGAAAGCUGGAUCCGGACAUGUGCUACAGCCCGAAGUCACCAACUUCGACGUCGCCCGGUUUCCGAUUCGCCCUUUCAAAUCCCGUUUACUGCCAACAGAGUCCGCAGCAGCAGACCACGCCGACGCUGAAGUACGCCGAUCUGGCGAUGAGCGCGACACCGACAAGCAGCGGCAACGAGUUCAACUUCUCGGUGUCAGACACCACGGACGGCUUUCCGCCGGAGAGCGGCACGACGCUCAUGAGCGGCUCCUCCCUGCGCGACCACGGAGACAUGCGCGACGCAGCACUCACCACCCGCGACCUGCUUUGCUUCGCCUUCCAGUGCGCUCGCGGGAUGGAGUACCUCGCCUCGAGAAAGUUGAUUCACAGGGACUUGGCUGCAAGGAACGUUCUGCUAGGAGAAGGGAACGUAGUGAAAAUUUGUGAUUUUGGGCUCGCGAAGGACUGCUACAAGUAUUCCAACUAUAUCAAAAAAGGAGACGGUCUCCUGCCUGUGAAAUGGACUGCUAUAGAGUCGAUCACUGACAGGGUGUUCACAACAAAAAGCGAUGUAUGGUCUUACGGGGUGCUACUCUGGGAAAUAUUCUCACUCGGAGGCAACCCCUAUCCUGGAGUUGCCAUCGAUGAGUCCUUCUACAAAAGGCUGAAGAACGGCUACCGCAUGGAGAAACCAGACUACGCGCCAGACGAUGUGUACGAAAUCAUGCAGGGCUGCUGGCAAGGAGAGCCUAAGGAGCGGCCAGAUUUCUCGACCCUGGUUACCCGCGUUGGAGACCUGCUUGAUGCUGGAGUGAGAAAUUACUACGUGGCCUUGAAUGACCCUUACGCCAACGUGAAUGAAUUGAUGAAAAACAACGACGACUACCUCAUGAUGAAGAACAAGCUAGACCCUGACUACCUGGACAUGAGGUCCGAUGAAGAGAACUACAUCAACACAAGCCGAGCUACCACGCAGCGGAGUUCACUGCCGCACUACGCCAAGAUUGCGCCAAGUGCCAACGUAGACGACGUUAGCGCCACCGUGGGAGACGACAUGAAAAUGAUACCCAGAAGAGGCAGCGCCAGCGACGCUUCCGCUCAAGACGACAACCAGAGAUACAUGAACAUCGGGAAGGGACCGAUGCUACAACUUCGGCUUCCGCAAGGAAAGCGCCGAGAUGCACCUUCUCCACUGUUGCCACCUACGGGUGGUGCCUUGGGUGACGCGAGGGCGUCAGAUGACGUGAGUGAAAUCUGUGUCACGCCACCACCGGCGUACAACAUGGUCAUGAGCUACAUUGGUAGUGGGGAGAUCGAGCUGUGAGUGACCAUGAAAUCACGUAACCGAUGAACUCAGUGCGAAUAUGUCCGGCACCGUCGAAGCUGGGACACGUAGCCCACAUAUCCUACAUGACUGGCUACAAAUUAUCCUGGUCUUGCUCGACAGUUUCACUGUUAAAUGGAGCCGCCCUGCCGAUGGUCAAGCGAACAUGCUGUUUUAUGCGACUCCAGCAUUUUUAUGAACGAAACCGAAAAAUUUGGUGCACGGAAGCACUGCGUUGUGGAUGGAGGACUCGUGCUCGAACAGGUGCAUAUAGAUGUUGGGGACUUAUAUUUCCAUUGAUGUUGUUACGUUAGUCUUCUUUAUUCCAGUGUCCAGGACAUACUUGCGUGCUACUGUGUCUUCUAUUCUCCUCGGCCCUUGAAGAAUCUGAUCGAUCAGGGCUGUGGAUGGAGGACUCGUGCUCGAACAGGUGCAUAUAGUUGUUGGGGACUUGUAUUUCCGUCGAUUUUGUUACGUUAGUCUUCUUUAUUCCAGUGUCCAGGACAUACUUGCGUGCUACUGUGUCUUAUAUUCUCUUCGGCCCUUGGGGAAUAUGAUCGAUCAGGGCAUCAUGCGACCGAGCGAAAGAAACCAGCUGGGAGCCAAGUUGGUCCGCUAGCGUCAUUCCAGUCCCCGUCAGUCAGAGUCUAGUUUGUUGCGCAGUGACUGUUAUGCAGGUGUCCUGACAUGUGGCUCAGUUUGGAGCUUUGGCAUUACUCAGUGACUCACGUACUUUGAAAAAUGACCUGCGUACGCGUGUGUCGACAGAUGUUAUGCGUAACUGUGCCAUUUACCACGUUUUUUGCUCGUGCUUGUUGAUGAAUCUUCGUGCCGAGUGUCACUCUA